AUGCGUGGAAUAUUUCAAGGUGAUAAACUCAGUGCACUCUGGUUCUGCCUGGCACUGAACUUCAUGAGCAAAUUACUUAACGAAGGCAACUAUGGAUAUGUCAUAGAUAAAAUAAAAAACAUUCGAAUUACUCAUCAAUUAUACGUAGAUGAUUUGAAACUCUAUGCUGCCAAUGAGGAACAGCUGAUGAGACUGCUAAGAAUUGUAACCUCAUUCUCGCAGACAAUAAAAAUGGAAAUGGGUUUGGAUAAAUGCGCCGUGAUACAUGUAAAGAGGGGUAAACUAGUGAGUGGAGAAGAGAUGCUCAUACAGAACGGAAUAACGAUUCAAAGACUUGCAUCAGAUGAAACUUAUAAAUAUCUUGGGGUCCAACAAGCUUUGGAAAUAAAAACAUCUGAUGCAAAAGCUUCAUUCCAACAGAAAUUCUUCGACAGAGUUAAAAAAAUUCUGAAAAGCAAACUAAGCUCCAAGGCUAUGUUCACGGCAAUAAAUAUAUGGGCGGUUCCUAGUCUUGCCUACUCCUUCGGUGUUAUAAAGUGGUCCAAUACAGAACUAAAAGCGAUCGACACAAAAGUAAGAGUUCUCAUGAGCAAAUACGGUAUUCACCAUCCCCACGCAUCUAUCAAUAGAUUGUACAUGCCUAGACACUCUGGCGGCAGAGGUCUACAGAACAUCGAGAUCACUCAUCAGAAAGCAGUGACAGAACUUAGAAAAUAUUUUCAAUCAAGAAACUCACCUUUUUUUAAUAUCAUAUGCAGAGAAGACCAUAACAUCACGGCCCUAAAUCUAGGAUGUACGACGGAUCCACCUCAGAUGUUGACACUUGCAGCAUUGUCCGAAGAAUGGUACAGCAAGCCCCUUCACGGAAGAUAUCCAGCAGCACUGAAAGAAAAGAAAGUCAAUCAACAACAUUCACUCACUUACCUUACAUCGGGUUACCUAUUUCCGGAAACGGAGGGACGCAUUGCUGCUAUACAGGAUCAGGUCGUGCCAACGAGAGCGUAUAUGAAGGGGUCUGGAAAAAAUAUACCUACCGAUAGAUGCCGUAAAUGUGGCCAAGCUCGCGAGACAAUCCAGCAUAUCACCUCGUCCUGCUCCAUUCUGGCGCCCAAAGAAUACACGAACCGCCAUAAUGCAAUGGCGAAGGUAUAUCACCAAGCCAUUGCUAUUAAAACUGGCCUCAUAACCGCCAUGAAGAAAACUCAUGAGUACAAACCUGCAACCGUACUAGAAAACCGAAGCUUCAAAAUAUACUGGGACAACACAGUUGAGACAGAUAGGAGAAUACCACACAACAGACCGGACAUCGUACUGUUUGACAAAGAAAACCGAAAAGUCAUCAUAAUAGACAUAACUGUACCAGCCGACGAUAACAUCAGUAGAGCGUACUCUGAAAAAGUAAACAAAUACCACGAUCUUGCCUUUGAAAUGAAAGAAAUAUAUGCACUGAAAACGGUCUCAGUUCUCCCCUUGAUAAUCAGCACCAACGGACUUGUUGAAAGCCAUUUAGUUGAUAACACCAAAUCCCUAGAACUUGAUUUGAACAUCAUUAGCACAGCGCAGAAGGAAGUACUGCUGUGGACAGCUAGGAUAGUGAGAAUGUUCCUGACAACGACCUAG
Molecule: messenger RNA, 1620 nt
Organism: Coccinella septempunctata (seven-spotted ladybird)
Lineage: Eukaryota; Metazoa; Arthropoda; Insecta; Coleoptera; Coccinellidae
Exons: 2
Coding region: 1-1620 (539 amino acids)
Source: RefSeq, a predicted model, not a curated record